UAAUUCACUGAAACACAGAAAGCUGUAGUGGCGUUAUAAUGUUAUUAAGUCAUACAUAACUCAAAAAAAGAUAAUCUUGAGUCGUUUUACAACCCACAGUACUAAUGAAAGUUGUAGACUCUAGUCCAUUUUUUUAUUUUCUUCACAUUAUUUGUGUUAGGUGCAUUGAGCUGUUGUAAGGAUGUGUUCUCAUAGAGGCCCACGAGGAGCAUGUCACUGAUCCUGUUUGCCUUUGUGGUCCGGGUCAGGGAUGCUCUCCCUCUCUCCGCCUCCACUGAUUUCCUGCAUGACAAGGAGCUUCAGGAGAGAAAGCAACAGCUGAAAGUGAUCUCUAAAUCCCUGAGCUUAUUACCAGAGAGAGGGACCGUCAAGGGCCAUGAGCUAAACAUUUACUUCCUCUCAUCCGAGGGCGUGUCAUACAUGACCGUAUGUGCAUGUAGUCUCCCUGCUGCCGUGGCCUUCUGCUUCUUGGAAGACUUGCGCUGGGAAUUCACAGCAUGUUUUGACAACUCUGCAGUGGCCCUGGCAAACAGGCCAUACCCAUUUCUAGAGUUUGAUAGUGUCAUUCAAAAACUGCAGCAACAUUACAGUCAGAGUAGUGGUCCAUCUCUUGAAGUAACCCUGGCCGAGGUACUGGAGGACCUCAGGACCAGCCCCCCUCAGGUUCUCACCAUGGAGGACGUGGUACUCACCAAUGGAGCAGCCAAUGGGCAUGUUGAACAAACAUCUGCGUCAGGUCAAGGUCAGAGGUUGGAACCAGUCUCAGCUCCUGGAAUUCUUUCCCUGGUUCUUAACAUCAUGUGUGCUGCCCUCAACCUUAUACGUGGUGUCCAUCUUAUUGAAAACACCUUCCAGGAUGAUUAUGAUGGCUUGUGGAAUGUGGUGGCGUUUCUUUUGGCAUUUGUCUGCUGUGUUUGCCAGUGUCAUUUAUAUUUGUUCCACACCUGCCAGAAGAAGCUGAAAUCAUGCACUCUUCUGACUGUCAUCAUCUUCUGCAAUGCUUCUCUCUUUGGCCUGAGGAACAUCUGGCAGCUGGUCUUCCACAUGUCCGUGGCCUGCCUCUCCACCCUGCUCACCCUCCACCGCAAACUGUUGGACAGGAAUACGGACUGUGGAGUAUGAGGACUCCAGUUCACUCCUACAGAGCUGCUUUAGAUUGGGCAAUGGUAGAGUGAGAUUGGUACACUGGGAGACUUAUGAAAAGAACAAAUUAACUUGACCUGGUGGUUUACGUAAACUGACAUUUAGCUUUUGGUUUUAUCUGAAGUUGUGAUUUAAAUGUUAAUUUUGUGUCACAUGGAUAGUGAGCGCAAUAGCAUUUUUACUGGGGUCUUCAAUUACAUUUAUGCAUAACAAAAAGUUUUAAAUUAUGCAUUAUGAAUGUAAUAAGGUAUGAAAGAGAUAUCAAGUAAGCAUUCAGUUGGUUCUAUUUUAAUUUUAUUUAUUUUCUGCAUAAUAAGACAAUUUACCAUUGUUUAAGUUAAUGUAAACUAUAAUAAUCAUGGUUUGUUCUCUUUGUUUACCUUUUUGUAGAACGGGUUAAUUUGUGGUCAGUUUAAUUGUUAUGAAACUAUAAAUACACAUCAUCACAUGUAUUUGACUGAAAGUGAGCAUGGUAAUGGAUCCUGGUGAUUCUGUCUUUUAUAGAUAUUUAAAUAUCAGACAUUUAUAGAAUGAAAGUACUUUUAUGCUCUUUUUAAAUGAAGCGUGAUCCCCAUCUUUUCAUUUUGGACAAUGUCUGUUAGGUAGUUAUAGGCUGCACCAUAAUACCUUACAGUACAUUGUUGUAUUAAGUACUAUAAUUUGUAUAUUAAACUAAACUUAUGCCAUUUUUUACACAUAGGAUAAAUUUGUUUAAGCUACCUUUUUAUGAUACUCAUUCCAAAGACUAUAAACCUGAAGUCAUUUCAAAAAGUUAUCAUAAUGCAUUAUUCCUUUAUUAUGACAAAGUUGGCAAGGAAUAAGUAAAAAUUUAUGACAGGUGCUAAAGAAUUGCAGCAACUUUUAUGUGUUGAAUUUGUCUAAAAUUCACAUCUAUUUUCUUAACAUAAAAGCUGAUUAUUUACAAAUGUUUAUCCUUUGUCAAUAUGCAUUUUAUUUCAUUUACAGAACUUAGUUUACAUAUUUAAUAUGUAAUUACUUUAUUUGCACUGUGAUUCUUUAUGAAGUAGACAAAACUUGAGAUUUUGUUUAAAGUUAUUGUUGCAGCAGGAAGUAUUAUGAUUUGACUGAGGAAGCAAUUUUAUCCUGAAUAAAUGUAAGACUUAA
Myxocyprinus asiaticus (Chinese sucker) is the source of this 2268-nucleotide messenger RNA. RefSeq names its product vesicle-trafficking protein SEC22c-like. The coding region runs from base 211 to 1122 and encodes 303 amino acids. Lineage: Eukaryota; Metazoa; Chordata; Actinopteri; Cypriniformes; Catostomidae. The transcript has 7 exons. The record is from RefSeq and is a predicted model, not a curated record. Gene Ontology annotation, biological process: endoplasmic reticulum to Golgi vesicle-mediated transport.